Cyclocybe aegerita is the source of this 867-nucleotide messenger RNA. The record is from the annotation of a GenBank genome assembly. NCBI's taxonomy places the organism in Eukaryota, Fungi, Basidiomycota, Agaricomycetes, Agaricales, Hemipholiotaceae.
AUGGCACACCACAAUGACAACUCAUGUGCUAGCUCAGAGGCAGCAAGAGUCGCAGCAGCGACACUCAUCCAGCGAAUGUGGCGAGGCAAGAAUCAUAACCUAGCAAAAGAUGAGUAUCUAAAUCCUGAAUCACGCUGGGAUGAUGCAUUGAACCAUGCCAAGCUUGCAGUCAAUAGAAACGGUGCACUUGAUGGACGGAAUAGUCCACGAAGGAGAUGGAUACGGGCGACCUACUUCAUCGGCCAAUUGAGGGACAAGAACAAGAUGUUGAAAGAGGAAGGCGUCGAGGUCGACGUUGAGGAUAAACACCUUGAAACACAGCACUGGCUUGAGCUUAUCGAUAGCAAACAUCGUUAUGGUUCCAAUCUGAAGUGGUAUCAUAAGAAGUGGCAAGGAGAGAAUACAACAGACAACUUUUUUAAAUGGCUCGAUCAUGGUGGAGGAAAGGAUGUAUCCUUUGAUGAAUGCCCUCGUGAGCGACUGGAAAAAGAGCGGAUUCUGUACCUGUCUGCCGAGCAGCGUGCGUACUACUCUCGCUUCCACUUCAACGACGACGGAAAGCUCCUCUGGGCGAAAAAUAAUCUGCCUGUGGAUACUACCGCUGGACACUGGAAAGAUACUGGAGACGGCCAAGGCAUUGUCCCACAAGACAUGCCUAGCAAACCAGCAUCGGCAACCACCAACAGUGAACCGUUCACAAGUGCAACGUUAAGUGAUUCGAAAGACCAGGACAACGCCGCGACGCACUAUGCGGGACAGCCCACUGAGAAACACGGGUUGUCGAGGUAUUGGCGCCGAUAUUUCACGCUCCGAGGGAUGAUGGAGAGGUUGUUGCGGAAGACGGUCAAGAGAAAUACGUGUCGGUGA